Choloepus didactylus (southern two-toed sloth) is the source of this 1975-nucleotide messenger RNA. It is a transcript of the gene TIGD3, whose product is annotated as tigger transposable element derived 3. The transcript is spliced from 2 exons. Gene Ontology annotation, cellular component: nucleus. The record is from RefSeq and is a predicted model, not a curated record. Gene Ontology annotation, molecular function: DNA binding. Bases 190 to 1608 code for a protein of 472 amino acids. Lineage: Eukaryota; Metazoa; Chordata; Mammalia; Pilosa; Megalonychidae.
GCGCGCGGGGCCCUGCAGUGCGCACGCCCUCCGCCCGCCGCCGCGCAGCCCCGCGGCCGUUCAGCCCUCCGGGUCGGGGCGCCCGGGCCGCCCCCCGCCCUCCCGAGGCUGCGGGACCGGGCGCGCGAGCCGGGCCGUGGCAGGGGCGGGAGCCGGCGGGACGAGCGCUUGAGUUGCUGCGGAGAAGGCAUGGAGCUGAGCAGCAAGAAGAAGCUUCAUGCCCUGUCCCUGGCCGAGAAGAUCCAAGUGCUGGAACUGCUGGACGAGUCCAAGAUGUCCCAGUCGGAAGUGGCCCGGCGCUUCCAGGUCUCCCAGCCCCAGAUCUCACGCAUCUGCAAGAAUAAGGAGAAGCUGCUGGCCGACUGGUGCAGCGGCACCGCCAACCGCGAGCGCAAGCGCAAGCGGGAGUCCAAGUACAGCGGGAUCGACGAGGCUCUGCUCUGCUGGUACCACAUUGCCCGGGCCAAGGCCUGGGACGUGACGGGGCCCAUGCUGCUCCACAAAGCCAAGGAGCUGGCCGACAUCAUGGGCCAGGACUUCAUGCCCAGCAUUGGCUGGCUGGUCCGCUGGAAACGCCGGAACAACGUUGGCUUCGGGGCCCGCCACAUACUCUCGCCUCCGUUCCCCCCUGAACCACCUCCUCCCCCAGGGCUCACGUCCCGGUCCCAGCCGCCUCUCUCCCUCAAAGACUUCUCCCCCGAGGAUGUCUUUGGCUGUGCUGAAGUGCCCUUGUUGUACCGGGCAGUGCCCGGCAGAGUGGGCACCUGUGACCGACUACAGGUGCUGCUGUGCGCCAACAGCAGGGGCAUGGAGAAGCAACAGCUGUUGGUGGGUGGGCUCCAGGCUGCCCCCCGGUGCUUCUUCGGGGUCAGCACUGAGGCUCUGCCUGCCUCCUACCACCCCAACCUGGGCAUUCCCUGGCCAGAGUGGUUGGCCCGGUUUGACCUGGACAUGGGGCGGCAGGGCCGACAGGUGGCCUUGCUGCUGGCUGCCCGCAUGGUGGAGGAGUUGGCAGGCCUGCCCGGGCUCUGCCACGUGCAGCUCUUGCCCCUGGCCACCACCAGCUCCAUGCCAUCCCUGCCCAGCUCCGUGGUCCGGGCCUUCAAGGCCCAUUACCGGCACCGCCUGUUGGGCAAGCUGGCUGCUGCGCGGAACGAGGGGGACAGCACCUCUGGGGCCGAGGCUGGGGCAGGCAUUACCGUGCUGGACGCGCUGCACAUGGCGGCCGCGGCCUGGGCCAAGGUGCCUCCUCAGCUCAUUUUAAGCAGCUUCGUUCAGGAAGGACUGGCUCCCGGCAAAACGCCCACCUGCGUAGACAAAGUCUCCGAGAUGCCACCGGUACCCAAGGGACUGAGCCUGGAGGAGUUUGCCCGCUUUGUGGACUUGGAGGGUGAGGAGUCCGUCCCCGGAGUGUGCAAGGAGGAGCCGGGCCCCAGAGAUGAGGAGGGGAGCAGAGGGGACGGCUUCGAGCCCCUGCCCACCAAAGCUGAUGCCUUGUGGGCCCUGGGCACGUUGAGGAGGUGGUUCGAGUGCCACGGCACCUCCCCUGAGCUGUUCCAAAAGUUCUACGACUGUGAGGAGGAGGUGGAGCGGCUGUGCUGCCCGUGAAGGGCCCUUCACUGCCCCGCAGAGCCCCCUCCUCUCCUGUUUCCCAUGGAAACACCCCCACGGAGUGCAGAGUAGGGGCUGGUCUCUUUCCUAUGGAAAUAUGGCUUUUAUAGAAAGUGUGGAAGGGACAGAAGGUGGGAUACCAAGUCUAAGCUCUGAAAGAGUUAGUCAAGCCCUGGGGAGAGGGGAGAAGAGGGUGUCUAGAAAUGGGGCUUUAGAGGCAGUGGGUCUAGACUUGUAGUUUCUAAACCCCACCCAAAGGUUCUAGAGCCUCCGUUAGCCUAGGGGGGCCAGGGCUGGGGAAGGCGGAAUUUGGACUUUUCAGACAGGCUGAUCCCUUGAACCCUGUGUGGAAAACAGUUCUGCU